CUGUGAAGGUUCCCAGUCAGUUAAGAAGUAACAAGUGAAGAGAAAUGUUUGAGUUGAGAGUGUUUCUGGCCGGUUUGGCUCUUUUGGCUGGGUUUUGGGGCUGUGAUGGGCACACGUACCAUCUGGGCGGGUGCCCAAACAUCGAACCCAUGCCCGCCUUCAGCAUGAAAAAGAUGUUGGGGAUCUGGUAUGUCGUGCAAAAAACCAGCACCGCCAGCACUUGCAUAACUUAUAAUUUCACCGAAACGGAAGAACCGGGGGAGUACCUACUUGAACAGACUAGCCAACACUUCGUGCUAGGGCUGACACCCUUAAAACACGAAUAUCACUACACUGGCCGUUUGUCCAUCCCUGACGACGCCGUUCCUGGCCGAAUGAAAGUCAGAUUUCCGCUUAGUGUUGCCGGAAGUGCCAGUUAUACGGUUUUCAUGACAGACUACGAUACAUAUGCUGGCAUUUUCACGUGCCAAAAGUUAGGUUUUGCACACAGACAAUCAGCCACGAUUUUAUCGCGGGAGAAGACUUUGGAACAAAUUUACAUCGAUAAGAUCAGGUCCAAGUUGGCUGCGGCCAAUAUAGACCCGUUUGAUUUGUCAAUUAUUAGUCAGAAAAACUGUCCAAAGGGCGAAAAUGGGACGAAUAUUAACAUCGACGAUGAAACUUUUUCGGCGCACUCGGUGGCUGGGGUUAUAAAGAAAGCGGGCGAGAAAAUCGGAGAUGGCGUUGAGUAUGUGGCCGGAGGGGCGAAGAAAGUCUACAAUAAAGUUGCCGAAAAUAUCGGAGAUGAUAAGGACGAGAAGAGUAAAUUAGUCACGAUUAACCCGAAUGCCGAAUGGUUGCCGUAAAAAGCAAUCAGGGGGUGAAAAAGUGCCAAAUAUUGUGUAAGACUGUUAAAAAUAAAUUUUUCCAAAAGAAAAA
Tribolium castaneum (red flour beetle) is the source of this 918-nucleotide messenger RNA. Its product is annotated as apolipoprotein D. Lineage: Eukaryota; Metazoa; Arthropoda; Insecta; Coleoptera; Tenebrionidae. The transcript has 2 exons. Gene Ontology annotation, cellular component: cytoplasm. Bases 45 to 845 code for a protein of 266 amino acids. Gene Ontology annotation, biological process: brain development; tissue regeneration; lipid transport. The record is from RefSeq and is a predicted model, not a curated record. Gene Ontology annotation, molecular function: lipid binding.